GGUGUCGCACUCAAGUGCGUUAAUUUUGACCGGAACCAGUACAGCGCGCCCACCUCAGGAUUUAAUGAGUCUUUAUUUCAUCGAAAUUAUUUAUUCUCAAUCGUGAUCGGUUUGAGGAAGUGUGAGAAGAUUUGCAUUUAAAAAAAAAAUUACCAAAGCACUGCUAUUCCCACGAUGAAGGGGUCGCUGAUUUUUUUAACUCUACUAGCGGUAGUUCUCGCUGCAAAAAUCCCGAAUAAAUACGACAACGUGGACGUCGACAAGAUCCUAGGAAAUGAUCGCAUUCUGAAUAAUUAUAUACGAUGCUUGAUGGACGAGGGGUCUUGUACCGCGGAAGGGCGAGAAUUGAAAAAAACCCUGCCUAACGCUCUCUCUUCGGGAUGUGACGAGUGCAAUGAUAUACAGAGAAGCACAGCAAUAAAAGUAAUCGAUCAUCUGAGAACUAAGAGACCCAGGGACUGGGAAAGACUAACUGCUAAGUACGACGCUCGCGGAGAAUAUAAAAAACGUUACGAGACGCUACUCGCAACAAAGAGGAGCUAGAUUUUUUACUCUACUCAAAAUGAUCAAUUGAACGAUGUUAUCGUUAAUUGUAAAUCAAUAUUGUGAUCUAAGGUUUGAUAAGUAUUCAUCGACAAUAAAGUAUAAGUCCCAUAAAAAUUAA
This is a messenger RNA of Athalia rosae (coleseed sawfly), 664 nucleotides long. Its product is annotated as ejaculatory bulb-specific protein 3-like. The record is from RefSeq and is a predicted model, not a curated record. Lineage: Eukaryota; Metazoa; Arthropoda; Insecta; Hymenoptera; Athaliidae. The transcript is spliced from 2 exons. Bases 175 to 543 code for a protein of 122 amino acids.